Molecule: messenger RNA, 2683 nt
Organism: Amaranthus tricolor (Joseph's coat)
Lineage: Eukaryota; Viridiplantae; Streptophyta; Magnoliopsida; Caryophyllales; Amaranthaceae
Product: pentatricopeptide repeat-containing protein At5g55740, chloroplastic-like
Exons: 1
Coding region: 50-2641 (863 amino acids)
Biological process (GO): RNA modification
Molecular function (GO): RNA binding; protein binding
Source: RefSeq, a predicted model, not a curated record
UUAACGGCUUGUUCAAAACAGAGUUGCCUCACCCGUUAACUAAGUGAUCAUGACUCAUGAGGCCCAUGAUCACCACUUUAUCUUCAAGAGCUCUGUUUUUCUGCACUGCAUGGCUUAUCUAACAACAAUCAGCCCAACAUCUAACCUUCUUAAUCCCCUUAAUUUUAAACCCAGAAAUUCCUUAAUUACUCCCAAAUUAAAUCCAACCCAUGUUUCAGAGAAGCAACAGGACAAAAAAUCUUGCUUCUUAGAGUUAUCUUCUUUGUCUAGGAAUGGAAGACUUAAAGAAGCAGUAAAUCUUCUUUCUCAGAUGCACUACAAUUGUGUCCAAAUUGGCCCUGAAUUUUAUGUUGAAUUACUACAGGGGUGUGUUUGUGAUCAAUCUUAUUUUCUGGGUCAGCAAAUUCAUGGGUUAAUCAUUAAAAAAGGUGAAAUCUUUAUUAAAAAUGAGUACAUUGAAACCAAAUUGGUUAUCUUUUAUGCAAAAUGUGAUGAAUUAGAUAGUGCUAGAAGGUUGUUUACAAGAUUGUGUAUCAAAAAUGUGUUUUCAUGGGCAGCUAUAAUUGGGUUAAAUUCUAGGAUAGGGUUAAAUGAACAAGCUUUAUUCGGUUAUUGUGAAAUGCUUGAAAAUGGAAUUUUUCCUGACAAUUUUGUGAUUCCUAAUGCAUUAAAGGCUUGUGGUGCAUCUCAAUGUAUUGUAUUUGGAAGGGGAAUCCAUGGGUUUAUGAUUAAGGUGGGUUUUGAAGAAUGUAUGUAUGUUGCAAGUAGUUUGGUUGAUAUGUACGGAAAAUGUGGAAUUCUUGAGGAUGCAAAGAAGGUGUUUGAUGAAAUGUCUGUGAAAAAUUCUGUGGUGUGGAAUUCAAUGAUUGUAGGAUAUGUACAAAAUGGAAUGAAUGAGGAAGCAAUUCAGUUGUUUUAUGACAUGAUGUUUGAAGAGAUUGAACCAACUCGGGUUACCAUGUCAAGUUUACUAUCAGCAUCUGCGAAUUUAGGAGCUGCGGAAGAAGGUAGACAAGGGCAUGCACUUGCAGUUUUGUAUGGUUUAGAAUUGGAUAGUAUUUUAGGAAGUUCAUUGAUUAACUUUUACUCUAAGAUUGGUUGGGUUGAAGAUGCUGAACUAAUAUUCACUAGAAUGGUGGAGAAAGAUGCAGUUACUUGGAACUUGCUAAUCUCUUGUUAUGUACAGCAAGGUUUGCCUGAAACAGCUAUAAAUAUGUGUCGUGUUAUGACAUCGAAAGGGUUAAGAUUCGAUUGUGUUACUAUGGCUUCUUUCUUUUCCGCGUGUGCUUAUACAGGUGAUACCGAACUUGGUAAGCAGGGCCAUUGCUACUGCAUAAGAAAUCUCCUCGACUCUGAUGUUGCUGUUGCAUCUAGCUUGAUUAGCAUGUAUUCCAAAUUCAAGGAAACAGGUUAUGCAGUACGAGUAUUUGACUCUUCGUUAGAGAAAGAUCUUGUCCUAUGGAAUGCGUUAUUAGCUGCGUGUGCAGAACGAGGGUUGGGUGGUAAAGCCUUGGAGUUGUUUUAUCAGAUGCAGCUGCAGGGCUUUCGACCAAAUCUGAUAUCUUGGAAUUCUUUACUUUGUGCACUCUUACGGAGUCACCAAGUGAAUGAGGCAAAAAGUAUGUUCUUACAAAUGCAUUUACUUGGUUUUGAACCAAAUGUGAUAACCUGGACUACUUUUUUAACAGGUUUAGCUCAAAAUGGGCUUGCUGUUGACGCGAUACUGCACUUUCAGAAAAUGCAAGAAUCGGGAUUACAGCCAAAUACUAGAACUAUAACUGGCUUGCUCUCAGCUUGCAUAGAUAUGACAUCCUUACUUCUCGGAAAAUCGAUUCAUGGCUACGUCAUAAGGCAAGGCCAUCAAUUCUCUGUAGAACUUUCAACUUCUUUGGUUGAUAUGUAUGCCAAAUGUGGAAAUAUAACUCAUGCAAGGAAGAUUUUUAACAUGAUGUCAGACAAAAGUUUAGCAUUAUACAAUGCCAUGAUAUCCGGUUAUGGAUUGCAUAGUAAGGUUUCAGACGCUCUUGCAUUGUACGAGUAUAUGCAGGAGGAGGGCUUAGAACCCGAUGAUGUAACCUUCACGAGCAUUCUUUCAGCUUGCAGUCAUGGAGGGCUGGUGAAUAAGGGGUUUGAUCUAUUCGCUGAUAUGGUGUCGAAAUACAACAUAUCUCCAAGAAUGGAACAUUACGGCUGUUUGGUUACACUUCUUUCUCGAUGUGGUAAUCUGGACGAGGCUAUUAUGGUGAUUAUGAGUACGCCGCUUGAGCCCGAUGCAGAAAUGUUAGGAUCACUGCUAAUUGCGUGCAGGGAAUGGAAUCAGAUAGAACUUGCUGAAUACAUAUCAACGUACUUACUUGAACUGGAACCUAAUAAUUCGGGAAACUAUGUUACACUUUCAAAUAUAAGUGCAUCAGCUGGAAGGUGGGCCGAAGCAUCAGAGUGGAGGAAUUUGAUGAAAAGUCGGGGUCUGAACAAGAAACCUGGAUGCAGUUGGGUUCAAAUCGGGUCAGAAUCUCACGUAUUUGUUUCGAGUGAUAGAUCGCAUCCUCAAAGGGAUGAGAUCAACAUGAUUCUUGCACUGUUAGAAACAGAGAUGAGAUCAAAUAUUUUGUCUUUUAAUUUGGAAAUUUGUUUCUCUUAGCAGUGGUGUAAAUUGAUAUAAAAGCCUAGUUCAUUCCUGAGA